Molecule: messenger RNA, 3061 nt
Organism: Seriola dumerili (greater amberjack)
Lineage: Eukaryota; Metazoa; Chordata; Actinopteri; Carangiformes; Carangidae
Gene: toporsa
Product: TOP1 binding arginine/serine rich protein
Exons: 2
Coding region: 157-2586 (809 amino acids)
Biological process (GO): protein polyubiquitination; protein monoubiquitination
Molecular function (GO): ubiquitin protein ligase activity
Source: RefSeq, a predicted model, not a curated record
GGUAAUGAUAUGAAGGGAGUGUUACGAAGCCAGGCUGUCGAAGGCUUGUAAACAGUUGUACACGACUGACAAUCACGUAGAAAUGGAUGGAUUUCUACGAAACGGGGAGAGCUAAUUAACUGUCAACCAUAUACGUGUUCGAGGACGGCAGAGAUCAUGUCAGCAAUCAAGAUUGCCCUGCAGCAGAGCCAGAAGAGUGGCAAAAGGAAAACCUGUGAGGAAAUGUCUGCAGAGGUGUCGCCAGACUCCAAGUGUCCCAUCUGUUUGGACACAUUUAACAACAUUUCGUACCUGGACCUCUGUCUGCACAAAUUCUGUUUCCGUUGUAUUCAUGAGUGGUCCAAGAACAAAGCUGAAUGCCCUUUAUGCAAACAGCCAUUUAAUUCUAUCUAUCACAGUAUAAAAUCAGAACAAGACUUUAAGAAGUAUGACUUGCAGCCAAUAAAUAAUGGCUCCUUUGGGACUUUUGGGGGAGUGCGGUUUAGAUACCGCACAACUCUUACCGGAGUCCAUCGACAGAUGCGUGGAAGGACCUCUCCACCUCCAGACAAUGGAGUAAUGUUUGAAGCCUCAACAAACACUCAACAACAGCGGCAGGACCGUUACAUCCGGCGCAUGAUGAUGAGGCUGGCAGCCAAGAGGAGAGCUGCAAGUGAAGGCAGGGCAGUGAACAGUGUCAGAGAGUUGGAAAUGAUAAACUUCAGGAGGGAACUGUACCGACAAGGGGUAAGGGUUCGGACUGUGCGGGAUGGUGGUCGCUCGCGAGAUACCUCAGCUGAAUUCUACCGAAGAAAUCCUGCCUGCCUACAUAGACUGGUCCCCUGGCUAAAAAGAGAACUCCUUGUGCUGUAUGGGUCCCAUGGCUCUUUGGUCAACAUAGUUCAGCACAUCAUCAUGUCACGCUUGACACGUUAUGACAUGGAGGAUACAUCUAUUCAGGAAGAGCUCCGGCCUUUCAUCCAAGGGCGCACGGAGCACUUUCUACAUGAGUUCCUCAGCUUCGCAAAGUCCCCCUUCAAUAUGGAGGCGUAUGACCAGCAUGCUGUGUACGACUGCCCGGCCCCUUCCUCGAAUGAAGACAGCAGCUCCAACUCAUCUGUAAUAGCUAUUUCAGAGGAUGAGGAAAACUCUGUGGAGAUGGACCCCCCACAAGACGCCAUGUCUUCUCUGAGUCAAUCCGUGUGGGAUGAUGAGACGCCUGGGCCAUCGUAUUCUACGACAGCAGAGCAGAGCAGGGCAGAGCAUCUGUCAGUCCUCGACUCAGACUCAGACAGCAGCUUAGAGGAGGAGACACAAGAGUUUGGGGCUUCUCCACAGCAAAUGAGUCCCCAUAUCCAAACAAACAUGACUCAGGGUGAAGUUAACAAUGAAGAGGGUUUGUCUUCUGACAGCGAAGACUGUGUCAUUGUAGGCUUUGUCAAGCCAACAGCAGAGAGGACUCCUGAGCUGGUUCAGCUCUCCUCUGACUCUGAUGAGUCUGGCAGUGAAGAUACUAAGGAAGUGCCUCUUUUACCUCAACACAUCCGCUUCUGCAGUCUCAGUCCUCCAGCUUCACAGAGCAGCGAUCCAAGUGGUGCUGGACGGUCAGAAAAUGUUGAAACAGACCAGUAUUAUCGACUGGAUUCAAAUGAAAGACAUAGCUCUUCAACAACUGGCAGACACAAGACAUCCAGUAAGUCAGACAGAAAAGACACAGAUCGAGGUUUUGAUGGUAAUGAGAGAUCUAGGGAGAGGCACCGGUCAAAGGACAGAGACCAUAGGAGAAGAAGGAGGACAAGAAGUAGAGAGCGCAGGCACUCUAGCAGGAGCCCAGCAAUCUCCCAGAGCAGUGUCAGAACCCUAUCCAGGGAAAGAGAUUAUUCUAACUUCAGUGGCAGAGACUUGUACUCUAAAUGUGACAGUAAUUAUAAAAGGAGGGACAGCUAUCAGAGCUACCAGUCAUAUAGCCAUUACAGCCAAGAGAGAAAUGACAGUGGGAUGCAUUAUACAGAGAGGCGGUCCUACUAUUACAGUAGUCGCAAGUACUCAGAUAGGCACUCGUACUCUCGUUCAAGGAGCCGCAGCAGAGACUCACGGAGACGGGACAAGAGGUAUUCUCGAUCUUUCUCCAGCAGCCGCUCCCCUUCAGCGAAAAGGAGAUCCCACGAUGACAAGCCUGGUGGAAAGAGGAAAUACAAAACAAGACAUUUGGAGGAACCGUCCAAAAACAUACUUUCCAAAUCACAUGAAGGUGAUUCCUCCACAUUAUUAACAAAACACAAGAAAAACAGCAAAGAGAAGUAUCGCAAAAAAUCCAAAGAGAGGUCAAGAAAGAGUCUCAGUGUGGAGCUCAUCAAUGAGGAAAACUCAUGUGAACGAAGCAAACGCCACCAUAAGAAAAAGAAGAAACACAAGAAGAAAAGCAAAAGGCACAAGAGUAAUGAGCGCACAGAGAAGCGCUCACCCACCGUCAUCACCAUUGACAGUGACAGUGAUUCUUUUGCUAAUGACGGUGUUGCCAAGGCCAGCAGCAAUAAUAAGGACAAUCCUAUUGACAAUACCACAGAUGACCUAGUAGACCCUGCCGCUCUCCCCUCUCUGCUGUAGUUAUGGAAGUCCAGAGACCUUAAAGGAUAUGGUGAAUACACAUAUCCCUUAAAUACCACAAUUGUUUUCUACAAUGACUGCUCAUUGGACUCUAGCAUAUGUGACAGAGAUUUCUGUGUUGAACUGGAGAGUGAUGAUCAUUGGAUAAAAGACUUAGAAAUUUUAGUUUUUGAUUGUGUUAACUAACACCUAAAACAAUGCUAUUUUAAGUGCAACGUGCCACUAUUAAACAGGGCAGAAACGAGUAAUAUUGGGAGUCUCACAUUUUUUCAACUGUCAAUUCUUACUCUGGAAAUUCAUUUUCUUUAAUGGAUUUAUUUUAUUUUCAAAGUGCUCUCAGGGAUCAUGUUGAGUACAGUUAUUUUAUUUUUGGUAUCAUAAUUCAGCUAUAUUCUUGAGACAAAACCAUUUCUACCUGCUGCUCAUGGAGUAGAACUUAAUAUCUACAGAGUCUUUUGUAUUGAAUUUAUUUAAA